Molecule: messenger RNA, 895 nt
Organism: Calypte anna (Anna's hummingbird)
Lineage: Eukaryota; Metazoa; Chordata; Aves; Apodiformes; Trochilidae
Gene: VMA12
Product: transmembrane protein 199
Exons: 6
Coding region: 1-582 (193 amino acids)
Biological process (GO): vacuolar proton-transporting V-type ATPase complex assembly
Cellular component (GO): endomembrane system
Source: RefSeq, a predicted model, not a curated record
AUGGCGUCGGCCGUGCGGGCCGGGCCGCGGCUGCGGCGGGCGGUGGAGGGGGGAGAGCUGGCGGGGCUGCCCGACGGCCUGCGGGCGGAGCUGGAGGCGGCUCUGGCUUCCGAAGGCGCCGUGGUGCCCUUCAGCCUGCUGCGGCGGCUGCACGCCGCGCUGCGGGAGGCAGAGUCCCCGCUGUACCUACACGAGUUCCUGGAAGGCUGCGAGAUCCACCUGCCCGAGGUGCCGGUGCCGCCGCGGAACCCAGAGCUGGUGGCCCGGCUGGAGCGGAUAAAGGCCAAGCUGGCUAACGAGGAGUACCGGCGGAUGACCCGAAACAUCACCGGCCAGGAGAGGAACGGGACAUUGGCUGACUUUGGGAGGCAAGCCCGCUCCGUCAAAGCCGUUGUCAUCACCGUAUUCAACUUCAUCGUCACCGUGGGGGCCACCUUCACCUGCACCUACCUGGGCAGUCAGUACGUCUUCGCUGAGACAGCGGCGCGUGUCCUCUCGGCCGUCAUCGUGGCCUCGGUGGUUGGUUUGGCUGAGCUGUACGUCAUGGUGCGGACACUUGAAGGGGACCUUGGGGAACUGUGACCUCACACACCUCCCCAUGAACUGUGGUCCUCGUGCUGGGGGCUUUUGCCCUCCCCAGGAGUCAUUAAUUUGGGGCAGGUUUUAUCUUCUGCCAUCUGUUUGUACCUGCUCCCGGGAAGAUUUGCUGCAUUCCUCAGACCUCAUCCUUCCUGUUCCUGAAACAAAUCAUGGAUUAAAAAUGCUACAGCCACAGAACAGAAGCGAGAAGAGCUGUGGCUUCUCAUCCCCCAGCACAGAGGGAUGUUCACUUUGUUCUCCUCCUGUGAAGUUCCUGUCCUUUUAUGCUGAAAAUAAACAAUGCUGCGUGUUUCCA